Molecule: messenger RNA, 3499 nt
Organism: Conger conger (European conger)
Lineage: Eukaryota; Metazoa; Chordata; Actinopteri; Anguilliformes; Congridae
Gene: slc61a1
Product: major facilitator superfamily domain containing 5
Exons: 2
Coding region: 233-1657 (474 amino acids)
Biological process (GO): molybdate ion transport
Cellular component (GO): membrane
Molecular function (GO): molybdate ion transmembrane transporter activity
Source: RefSeq, a predicted model, not a curated record
GUAAAGGGUCAUGGACAGAUACAGUAGAAUGCUAGCAGGAUGUCAUGAAUUCAUAUUUAUUUUAUCAUGAAUAGUUAUGGGAGUGUUAAAUACAAUAGUUUGCAAACAGCAAGAAGAAAUCUGUGACGAGCGAGUGCCAAAUAAAUGUUGCCCUUCAUGGAGGAAGAUGAUGAGGUACUGAGGAAGAGGACUGCACACACAGAGAAAUAACACACACAUACACACACACACCAUGCUGGUGACAGUGUACGUAGCGUUAGCGGCUCUCGGGCUCGUCUGCGCGGGGUUAGAGUUGGCGGCUCGCCGCGCCUCCCCCCCCCAGCUGUCCGCGGCGAACCCGGCCUUCCGCAGCUUCCAGACGCUCUUCCUGCGCGGCUACCUCCCGGCGCUGUGCGCCGACUGGCUGCAGGGGCCCUACCUGUACAAGCUCUACCGCCACUACAACUUCCUGGAGUCCCAGAUCGCCAUCCUGUACGUGUGCGGGCUGGGCUCCUGCGCUCUGUUCGCCCCGGUGGCGGCCUGGCUGCCGCAGGCUCUAGGGCGUCGCGGCGCCUGCCUGCUCUUCUGCGUGGCGUACUCGGCCUGCUGCUUCACCAAGCUGUCCCGCGACUACUUCACCCUGAUCCUGGGCCGCGUGCUGGGCGGCCUCUCCACCUCCCUGCUCUCCACGGCCUUCGAGGCCUGGUACCUGCAGCGCCACCUGGGGGCCAGAGACUUCCCGCGCGAGUGGAUCCCCGCCACCUUCGCCCGCGCGGGCGGGUGGAACCACGGGCUGGCCGUGGGGGCGGGGCUGGCGGCUAACCUGCUGGCGGAGUGGGCGGGGCUGGGGCCGGUGGCUCCCUUCCUAUUGGCCGUGCCGUUCCUGGCAGGCUGCGGGUGGGUGGUGCUGUGGGAGUGGGGGCGGGAGGAGGCGGAGGGAGAGGCGGAGCAGGGUGGGCCCCUUUUGGGGGCCCCGUCCACCCUUCCCCCCGGGCCCGGGCCCUCUACACGUGCACGGCUUUGGCGGUCUGCCCUGGACGGCCUCCGCUGCCUGCUGGCGGACCGGCGGGUUGUGCUCCUGGGCGUGGUCCAGGCGCUCUUCGAGAGCGUCCUCUACAUCUUCGUCUUCCUCUGGACGCCGGUGCUGGACCCCCACGGGCCACCCCUGGGCCUCGUCUUCUCCUGCCUGAUGGCGGCUAGCAUGGCGGGGUCCUCCCUGUACCGCCUGGCCACCUCCCCCCGCGGCCGGCUGCAGCCCCUCCCCCUGCUGUGCGCGGCCGUCCUGCUGGUCGCCGUGGCGCUGGGGGUGCUGACGGUCUCCACGGCGCCCGGCCGCCCGCGCCCGCUCCGGUCGUUCCUGGCGUUCCUGCUCCUGGAGCUGGGCUGCGGCCUGUACUUCCCCGCCGUGGCCUUCCUGCAGAGCCGGGUCGUUCCUGAGGAUCGGAGGGGGGCGGUUCUUGCCUGGCUCCGCCUCCCCCUGCUCCUAUUGGCCUGCCUUGGGCUACUCGCGCUGCACGGGGAGGUGUCGGGCAGCGGGGGGGGCGAGGGCGGGGCCGGGACCAGUCACAUGUUCGGGGGCUGUGCCGUGAUGAUGGGCUCCGCCCUGCUGGCGGCGGGGGGCCUGCUGGCGCUCGGUCGCCAUGACGACCACCUCCGGCUGGGGGAAGGAGACAUGUAAUCACAGAGGAACGUGGGAAAAGCACGGCAGACCACGCGGUUGGGCUUCCUGGGGAGGAUAUAAACGCUCUUUGCACUGACACCAUAGACCAUAGAAAAAUAUGGACCAAGUACCAGUUACGUCACCCACUGACUAUACAUGGGCUCAUGAAAAGCCCUUUGAAGACCAGGAAGUGAGGUUUGUCGGUGCUGCCAUGAUGUACAAUCUGUCCCUGAUUCACCCACAAAGCAUUGCUGAAUUGUCCUUGGCUGACACACAGAACACAUCGGCGGAUCGGCGCGAUAGAGGACCCUUUUCAGAGGACUGGAAUGCUCUCAUGUUCAAUUACAGCACUGGUGUCUGAAUCAGGACUGUGUGCAUUUGGCCUUUUAGAUGUUUACCACCAUUGAGAUUGACCUGGCCUGGUCUCAGCAGGGUUGUCUUGCUACCUUCCAUUAGAGAAGGACAACCGGUGUCAUUAUUAGCCUGAUGCUGCUGUUCACUAAGAGGGGCCAAGCAAGGAGGGGGGUGGAUCAGCAGUGCACACAUGCAACCACAGGGUGGCGCCAGUGAGGCUUCCCCCCCAGUGUUUUUUUUUUUUUUUUUUUUUUUUUUUUUUUUUACCCGGACACUGUCGUCAUGGAGUCUGGAAAGGUUGCUUCACUAGAAUGCAGUCGGCACUGAGGAAACGCCCAAAGUAAACAGCGCUGCGCUCUACUGAAGGCCCUAGCGCAGUUACAGCCAUUUCCCCACGGCUGCGCCACGGCCCUGUGGGUGGGCCUGUCCUCGGGCCUGCGGGGCUCGUGGGACGUGCAGAUGACAGCGCACCUGCUGUGGGCGAAGAACGUCCUUGUCGGAAGGCAGACACACUCUGUUCAUCCCUCUGAGUCCCAAGCCCCAUGUGGAGUGGCUCCACUCAAAUCCCAAGGGGCUUUGGCUUUGGUUGAGAGAAUUGAGAAAGUUGAGAGAAUUUUGUAGGGCUUUAAUGGGGGCUAAAAAAAUAGUACUGCGGUCGUUUUGAUUGGUUGGAGAGGUGUAAGGUCGAGAGUAUCACAUGGCACCCUCGGGAUUUUGCGGGAGUUAAACUUCAGUGCCAUAUGGGGACCCACUGAAAGGGUGAAGAGAACCUCUGCAGGCACAUCAAGUGAUCUGCUUUGGGGCACCUGUACAGGUGUGUUCAAUGAUCAGUUUAAAUAAAUAUUUAAUAUCUGUAGGUUAAAUGAUCUGUUCUUGUAUGUCUGUCCAGCUGUAAUGGAAUGCACUCUUUUUUUUCCUCAGAAUUGAAAGUAGGUUGCAUUUUGUGAUGGGUGACUGGGGCUUCAUUUACCAAACAAGCAUGGCUAUCACACACAGCAAUGAUUGGCUCAGCACAACAAUAAUGUCUUUUGAUUGGCUGCUAUGAGUGGCUGAAUGAGAAUAAACUGGCUCCCCAUGCAGUCGGACUCCCCCAUCACCAGUUAGGUCACUUCCUGUUGCUGUGUGGCUCGGAGUCAGUGUAGUGGGUAUGGACGAUUGAUUAGACUGUACAGAUGUAUCCAUUUGUGGGAGAAAUGGGAGUGGGAGAAAUGAGAGCAACUUUGUUUAAUAAACCCAGAACUAUGUUAUUAUUGUUACUGUCAUUGUGAAAACAUGGGUUUGGGUCAAUAAACAGAAUAAACCAAGAUGACAGAGUUCCAGGUAAUUUUAACAUUUUUCUAGAUCAAUUCAACAGUCUUGUGUUCUAUGUUCAAUAUUUGCCUAUAUAUGUUUUUUUCUUUUUUCCCUUACAUAAAACCAUGACUUUAAGGAGAGAGGUCUCCUUCAGUGAUUUGUACAUUCUUAUAAUAUCUUUUAAGAGAGAGAAAAUAAAAAUCAAGGAUAACA